ACUAUUAUAUAUCUCUCAUUCUAUUAUUUUUUAUUUUCCCAGCAUCGAUCCUUUUGUUAAUUUUUCAGAUACUGGCAAUGUGGCAACAAAAAAUAGCAUUCUUAAACAAAAAAAUAAAUUUAUUAUCCUUUUUUUUGCAUUAACGCGUAAAUAUUUUUCAAGCCGAUAAAUUCAAUAAGAACCAGAUCUAAUUUGAUUGUUGGACUUGGAUCCAACCCAUUUGAAACACCACCCUCCCUCCCGCCUCCCAACUCCACACUCCACCAUGAAACCAACCUCCUCCCGCCUCCUACACCUUACCAAAGGCCUCUCCUCCUCCUCCUCCUCCUCCUCCGCCGCCGCCCUCCACCCCCCCAGACCCCCUCCCUCCUUCUCCGCCGCCGACCCUCUCCCCCGCCUCCUCCGCGAGCGCCGCUUCCAGGAGGCUGCCGACCUCUUCUGUCGCCAGCGCCGCCUCCCUGACGCCCUCCGCCUCCUCGACCUCCUUGACUCCUCCGCCUCCCCCCUGCCCCUCUCCCUCCACCCCUCCCUCCUCCGCCUCUCCCUCGACCUCCGCUCCCCCGCCGCCUCCCUCCGCAUCCACGACCACGCCGCCGCCGCCGGCCUCCCUCCCUUCCCAGCUGUCCUCUCCAACCGCCUUAUCCACCUCCUCAUCAAGUCUGGCACCCUCUCCGAUGCCCGCCGCGUGUUCGACGCCAUGCCCGACCGGGAUCUCUGCUCCUGGAACACCCUCAUUGCCGGCUACUCCGUCGCCGGCGACCUCGCCGAGGCCCGCCGCCUCUUCGACCGGAUGCCCGACCGGGACCACUUCUCCUGGAGCACUAUCAUCUCAGGCCACGCCCGCCAUGGCCGCCCCCAGGAGGCCCUCGACCUCUACCGGCAGAUGCAGAGCAAAAGAGGCGAUGGGCGUUCGGAUCUCGGCAACAAGUUCACGGCUUCCAGUGCCCUCGCUGCCGCCACCGCCGUCCCCUGCCUCCGGCAUGGAAAGGAGAUCCACUGCCACAUAGUUCGCAUGGGUUUCAACUCCGAUGCCGUGGUGUGGAGUGCCCUCUCCGACAUGUAUGCCAAGUGUGGGUGCAUCGAUGAUGCCCGUCAUGUGUUCGAUAGUACUUCGGACAGGGACGUCGUUUCUUGGACUGCGAUGAUCGGGAGAUACUUUGAUGAGGGGCGGAGGAAGGAGGGGUUCGAGCUCUUCUCCGAUAUGUUGAGAGCCGGGGUGAGGCCAAAUGAAUUCACUUUUGCGGGGGUCUUGGAUGCUUGCUCGGAGCUGGCCAUGGAGGGGGCCGGAAGGCAGGUCCACGGCCACAUGAUCAGAAUUGGGUACGAUCCCUUCUCCUUCGCAGCCAGUGCGCUACUCCACAUGUACUCAAAGUGUGGGAACAUCGACAAGGCCAGAAAUGUGUUCCAGGGGAUGCUGAAGCCAGACUUGGUCUCUUGGACUUCGAUGAUUUCAGGGUAUGCUCAGAAUGGCCAGCCCGAGGAGGCGAUAAGGUACUUCGAUUUGCUGCUGCAGUCAGGGACCAAGCCGGAUCACAUAACGUUUGUCGGGGUCCUCUCUGCCUGCGCCCACGCCGGAUUAGUCGAUAAGGGCCUCGAAAUCUUUCAUUCGAUAAAAGAGGAGCACGGGAUUCAGCACACUCCUGAUCACUAUGCUUGCGUCGUCGACCUCCUCAGCCGGGCUGGCCGGUUCCAGGAAGCAGAGGAGAUCAUCAACAAGAUGCCAAUGAAGCCUGACAAGUUCUUGUGGGCUUCCUUGCUUGGUGGCUGCAGGAUCCACAAGAACCUUGGCUCGGCCAAACGGGCGGCCGAAGCUCUGUUUGAAUUAGAGCCAGAGAAUGCAGCGACCUACGUGACAUUGGCUAAUAUCUACGCCUCUUCCGGCUUGUGGGAUGAGGUGGAGAAGAUCAGAAAGACAAUGGACAGCAGAGGGGUGGUGAAGAAGCCGGGCUCUAGUUGGAUUGAAGUCAAGAGACGAGUCCAUGUGUUCUUGGUGGGAGACAAAUCGCACCCGCAAGCACAAGAGAUAUAUGCAUGCAUGGAUAAACUGUACGCGAGAUUGAAGGAAGAAGGGUAUGUCCCGGACACGGAUUUUGUGCUGCAUGAUGUGGAAGAUGAGCAGAAGGAAGAGGAUUUGGCACACCAUAGUGAGAGGCUUGCAGUUGCUUUCGGGAUCAUAGCCACUCCACCUGGUACACCUAUUAAGGUUUUCAAGAACCUACGUAUAUGUGGAGACUGCCACACGGCUAUCAAGUUCAUCUCAAGGAUUGCUCAGAGAGCGAUCAUUGUGAGGGACUCGAAUAGAUUCCAUCACUUUAAGGACGGGAGCUGUUCCUGUGGAGGCUAUUGGUGAUUUUAUCUUCGACAGCUUUGGUGGAGUGCGCGAAGUUGACGUUCUUCGUUUGGAGUAGCAAUUAAGCGGAUCUGAAAAGGUGGCUGGAUAUUUUUUGUGUUCAUUCCUUGGAAGAGGCGGAAAAAUCACACAAUUUGAUUUGGAAUUCGAUGGCUUGAUCAGCAGUUAUGUAGGUAAUCCAAUUCAUAAGGCAUUUUCCAAUUCAUUGUAUUACAUUUAGUUAUAUAUUAUAGUAUUACAUAUUA
Phoenix dactylifera (date palm) is the source of this 2595-nucleotide messenger RNA. Its product is annotated as pentatricopeptide repeat-containing protein At4g37170. Lineage: Eukaryota; Viridiplantae; Streptophyta; Magnoliopsida; Arecales; Arecaceae. The record is from RefSeq and is a predicted model, not a curated record. Gene Ontology annotation, molecular function: RNA binding; protein binding; zinc ion binding. Gene Ontology annotation, biological process: RNA modification.